GUUUUAGAUUCCAAAGUGUUCAUUUCGAACAACAAAAAUUAGUAGGCAAAUUGUGAAGGUUAUUUGUUAAUGUAAAUCAAAAAAGAAAAUAAAAAGUAUUUUAAGAAAAAUAUAAAAAAUUAUUUAUUUAAAUAGAAAAAAGUAUUUAUCAAUAUAUAAGGAAAAAAUAUUAUUGACGCAUAUUUAAUAUUGAAGAAUUCAAAAGAAAAAUCCAAAGUAAAUAGCAAAGAAAAAGUAUAUUACAUACAUACAUAUAGCAAUAUUGUGACGAAAAAGAAAUUUGCCGGGAAAAGGAUAUAUGAAUAAUUCGCAUAUACAUACAUAAAUUAUAUCUAUAAUAUACAUACCUAUAUCUAUAAGAUAAAAAAAGUUUGAGCUGCCUUAAAAAAAUUUAAGGCAACAGAAAAAAAAUUAAUUUCUAAAUUAAUUAAAACCAAAAAGAAAAAAAUUGUGUAAUAUAUAUAAUAUAUAGUACAUAAAAAUGAGUUCAGCAGAGAAAAACGAAGUUGCUGUAGAAAAAGCUCCAGACGCCACAGAUGCCGCCGCCGAAAAAACAGAAAAAACUAAGGAUACACCUACAAAAGAAAAAAAGUCUGAACCAGUAAAAGGAACAAAAAGGCCCGCAGAUGAAAAUGCCACAGAAUCAAAGAAAAAGAAAAAAGAAGAAAAUGGUGAUGGUGAAGAGGAAGAGGAAGUUACUUUCGACGAUAUUCUACUAGAAGAAGGUAUUGAAGAAGUUGAAAGUGAAUAUGAAGAAGAAAUUGAUUAUAAUAUUCCAUACUAUGAAGAAGAAGAAGAUGUCGAUAGUGAAGGAGAAGAAGAAGAAGAUGAUGAAGAAGAUGGUGAAGAGGACAAUCAGGCGUUAUAAUAAAGUAUAGUCAGACACAAAAAAAAAAUUAAUUUAAAAAAUUUUUAAAACAUUUAAAAUAGUUUGAUAAGAAAUAAUAUUUUUUUUUAUUUCUUAUUAAAAAAAAAAGUAAAAAAAAAAAUAAGUAAUUAUAUUUUAAUUUUUUUUUAUUUUAAAAAAAAAAUACUAUGCAAAAUUUUCUUUUUAAAUUGUAAGAUUUAAUAUAUAAAAGAAAAAUAUUAAAAAAUUAAGUAUAAAAAAAUAGACAAAAAAUUUGAAAAAAAAGAAAAAAAAAUACAAAAAAUAAAAGAGCAAAAUAUUACUUAAAAAAAUAAAAA
Molecule: messenger RNA, 1185 nt
Organism: Condylostylus longicornis
Lineage: Eukaryota; Metazoa; Arthropoda; Insecta; Diptera; Dolichopodidae
Product: bacchus-like
Exons: 3
Coding region: 482-868 (128 amino acids)
Source: RefSeq, a predicted model, not a curated record